This is a messenger RNA of Trypanosoma cruzi, 2028 nucleotides long. RefSeq lists its product as uncharacterized. The record is from RefSeq and is a predicted model, not a curated record. NCBI's taxonomy places the organism in Eukaryota, Euglenozoa, Kinetoplastea, Trypanosomatida, Trypanosomatidae. Bases 1 to 2028 code for a protein of 675 amino acids. The transcript has a single exon. Gene Ontology annotation, molecular function: protein binding.
AUGGCCUCAGUCUUCUUGUUUUUUCUGUCAGACUACAGAAACGCAACCACAAAGAUUUUCUUAGUUAUUUGUGUUGCCCGCACGUGCCCAUUUGAAAUGACCGACUACCCUGGGAAAAAGGGCGUGGGGAAGGAGUCGCUUACCUCCUUUGAGAUGGGUGAAUUGCGGUACCAACAGGGGCUCCUCCUGGCGCAGCAGGGGCGACUUCGUGAGGCCAUAAAUGCCUUUGGUAAGGCGUCCUUCUUCUUGCCACAUAAGCCGCAGCCUUUCUUUGCCGCCGCGGAGUGUUUUGUUUCUUUGUGUGACUUCAAGGGGGCCGUUAAGCAAUAUCGACGAGCGCUUUGGCUGCUUCGUCCACGAGAUGACACGGAAAGCGUGGAACACCCCUUCGGUAGUGCGUUGCAGCCAGAAAAGCCUUCUAGGUGUUCUGAUUUUUUGGGGCGCGUGAGCGCCUUUAGCAUUAUUGAGGGCGAAAAGGACGAGGGGAGGGAAAGUGACCACAACGAUGAUUUUAUGUUGUCGACAACGGAUUCUUCUAGCCGAAUAGCUACGGCGGAAGCGACGCCCCCACCGAGUGCCUUUCGGGCACGUGCUGCUGCCGCCGCCGGGGACGAUCGAGCCAUUGCUGGCGCGGUGAAAACUCGCCUUGCAGGCAUUCUUGACGCGCUUAGCAUCGUUCUCUUCAACGUGAAGGACUACGGGCAGGCUCUUCGCUUUGCCGAUGACUCUCUGGAUCUGUGUGAACACCCGCAGGUGAUGCUUCACCGUUGUGCCUAUCUUGUUGCGCUUGAGCGUUCAGAUGAGGCGGAAAAGGCGUUGGAGAAACAUUUGAAGGAGCACCCCUGUUAUUUUAUUGAGAGCAGUUCACUUUUGGUGCAUCUUUACUGCCAAAGACAGGCGUUUCGACAUGCUAAGGAGCUGCUGGAGAGCGUCCCUUUGAACGAUCGUCAACAUGCGCAGAUCGUGUUGGCACAACGCAUCUUUGAUGACGCUUACUCUGUUUUUCGUCAGCGGUCGAUUGAUCAGUCGGAUGUGCAGGGACUCACCCGUUGUCUUGGAGUCUUUCCAGAGGACCCAGCGCUGUCGUUUGAGCGCGCUAAAUAUCACAUUAGUAAAGGGAUGGACAAGAAGGCCGUACCCGACCUUUUUCGUUGUAUCAAAAUAUCAGACGGCAGUUACAAAAAUGCUGUGGAACUGAUGACGGAGACCCUUUUCCGCCUCGGUGCAGGUCGUGAUGGCAAAGAUGGUAUCAAGGAUGCAAUUGAGUACUACUCAACUUCCCUUCUUUGGCACGCGGAUAAUAUUCCAGUGCUUCUUGCCCGCGGGGAUUGCUACGCGAAACUUGGGGACUAUAAAAAUGCCUUGCAGGACUUCCUUUCUGUUGAGAGGAUAUUCCCAAAGCACUCUGGAGCCACCGAGCGUAUCGCUCGUUUACACGACGUGUGGGGGACUGAAUUUCACGCUCGUGGGAAACUUGAGGAGGCGGAACAGGAGUUUAGUCGUGCAAUUGCAACAUGUGAAACCGAGCCGCUUUUCUACUACCAUCGGGCGCGUUGCCGGUUUGACAUGGGUGAACCACGAUAUGCAUUGCGUGAUGUACUUUCUUGCCGGGAGCUGAAUGCGGAGGAUCCGGUUAUUCGUGACUUUGUACAUGCGCAUCUGUCUUUUAUGACACAGGGGUCGGAGGGGCAAUCGUCAGGGAGUGCCAAUUUGCCGAAGGUGUUGCUGCAUGCUACUCGUCGUGCGAUUGCCCUGUAUGGGAAUGACGCGGCAAAUGCAGCACGGAGGCUGCGUCAACAGAGGAGUGAGCAACUGCAGGCGCUGGAACAAGAAGAACACAACGCGGUGGCGUUGAGGGAUGCUGGAGAUGCAAGGAGAGGGAAAUUGCCGGCAUUAUUGGGCGUGAAGACUUCCCAUACCGCUGUCCUGGGCGGUGUUCUGACAUGCAGCAAAGUGCAGAUGUCGACUCCCGAAGGAAAGCUGAAAUCUCAGGUACAAGGCCGCUCUCGUUUGCGGGGAAAAAAUUGA